This is a messenger RNA of Fragaria vesca subsp. vesca, 808 nucleotides long. Its product is annotated as programmed cell death protein 5-like. Lineage: Eukaryota; Viridiplantae; Streptophyta; Magnoliopsida; Rosales; Rosaceae. The transcript is spliced from 7 exons. Gene Ontology annotation, cellular component: nucleus; cytosol. The record is from RefSeq and is a predicted model, not a curated record. The coding region runs from base 163 to 558 and encodes 131 amino acids. Gene Ontology annotation, molecular function: DNA binding.
UACCAAAGCUUAUAUACACUUUCUGAGUGCUGCGUGCAACAGUACAAUCUGUAUAUAAAGAUCUCAGACUCCGCGUCCGACAAACGCAAACGCAAACACAAACACAAACUCAAACUCAAACUCAGCCGGACUUAGAUCUAUCUCUACUCACAACUUGAAUCAAUGGCUGAUCCCGAACUCGAAGCAAUCAGACAGAGGAGAAUGCAGGAGCUUAUGGCUCAACAAGGCGCUGGAGGAGCCCGAGGGCAGCAAAAUACUGAACAGCAGAAGGCAAAUGAUGAUGCCAAGAGGGAGGCAGAAGAACGGAGACAGAUGAUGCUUAGUCAGAUUUUGUCAUCUGAAGCUCGUGAAAGACUUGCUCGAAUUGCUUUGGUGAAACCUGAGAAGGCAAGAGGUGUUGAAGAUGUCAUAUUGAGAGCUGCUCAAAUGGGCCAAAUAGCUGAGAAGGUCUCCGAAGAAAGGCUUAUUUCAUUGUUGGAACAGAUCAACAACCAAACAACCAAGCAGACCAAAGUCACUAUUCAGAGGCGUAGGAGUGUUCUCGAAGAUGAUGAUUGAUUUGAAUUUGUGCGUUACAGUUGAAGACUUUGGCUGUAUAUUGAAACAUAAUGCACUUUGAAACAUAAUGCACUUGUUAUUGGGUUGUGAAAUAUUUUACUGUUCUUUCUUCAAUCUUGAUAUUCGUGAUAUGCUCUAAUACAAUAUUGUAUGGGAAGAAAUUUUUCACCAAUUAUUGUUUGAAGCCUUGUGAAUUUAAUUGAAAACUGGUCACUUGGAAUGGAAUAACAUUCUAAACUGAUUACUACCG